UCCGGAUAACAUCAUUGUAUUUUUGAUUUGAAACAGAUCAUGGAGGGAACGCCCGUGCAGCGCGAAGGUGCGACGACGUCGUCCAAGCCUAAAGUGCUAUGGUCUUCAGCGAAGAAAGCGAAAAGACAGAAGACCGACCACUUCUCAAGUGCCGAGAAGGAGAAUGCGAAUGCUGCCCAGAGAAACAUGACGACGCAGUUGGACGUCCUUAACGAGGACGAGGUCGUCCAGGUCGAAGCCAACCUCCAUGGCGACUUUGACUCCAUAAAGCUGCCGCGGUGGUUGCGAAAGCGUCGGGAGAUGCUUGUACGUGCAUUGAUUCUUGUCUCCUCUACAAAGUAUCUCACACAUCCCAUAGAAACAUACAGCGGAGCUCCAUGCCGCUCCUUCGACACCAACCCCUUUCACGCCAUCCGCAUCGUUCACAGCGCCAGAACUCACACAAGCGGCGAUGGCUCCUAGGGAAUACCGCAUCCUAAGACCCAUCGCUCGUCCGCCCCCUCCGAACUUCCCUGAGCGGCAGGUCGGUAGCGUCCUCGUAGACUAUCCUCGCCGCGUCUCGUCCGUGUCGCGCGCGCUUUAUCAAGCUGACACUCCCACAAAAGACGACUUUUACGUGAACGUUCUAGCCUCUCAUCCGUCGCAAUCAAUCGUCGCCUGCGCGACCUUGCAGGACGUGGUGCUUUACCGUGCCACUGGUGCUCGACGGACCACGCCCACCAUCUCCAUCGCCGACAAGCUCACUUCCUCGUCAUCCUACAUAUCGUCGCUUGCAUGGACAUCCCCAACUCAGCUUGCCAUCGGCACAUCCGACGCGAUCGUCCAUCUCUACGACGUGUCCCGCGCUGCAACAUGCGUGCAAUCCAUCGAGGGUGCCCAUACCGACCGCAUCAGUUCCAUGGCGUGGUCUGCUUCGCGUUGCGUCCUGAGCACUGGGUCUAGGGAUUCGACACUUGCACACCACGACGUCCGCCUUCGGCAGCCCACCCUUCCGACUCGCUCCCACGGACACGACCAAGAAGUGUGUGGACUGGCGUAUGCUGGCAACGGCACCACGUUAGCGUCAGGCGGCAACGACAACGUCGUGAACCUAUGGGACCUCAAGCAAGCGCACCAGCCGAUGCACCGCCUCAUGGAGCACUGCGCCGCCGUGAAAGCUCUCGCGUGGUGUCCGUGGGAAGCGUCGCUCUUGGCCACGGGCGGCGGCACCGCUGACAAGUCCAUCAAGCUGUGGAACUCCCACACCGGGAUGCUUCUGCAGUCGAAGACCACGCAUGCUCAAGUGUCGGCGUUGGUGUGGUCGAAUCCUGCAAGUGGUAACAAGUUCAAGGAAUUGCUCAGCGCCCACGGGUUCCAGUCCCCCGCCAUGACACUGUGGAGCUACCCGUCCAUGCAAAAGAUCCGAUCGUUCACCACGCGUUCCGGCCGUAUCCUAAACCUCGCGUCGAACGCGAGCUCCCAUGUCGUGUCGUGGUGCUCGGAAGGAACACUGCGACAAUGGGAUGUCUUCCUCCCGACGACAAGCGGGCUCGCAGUAGGAGGUCUGCGGCCACGGAGCACGCCGUCAGCUAACGACGAGAAUUCACAUCCUUAGUAUACCGUUAUUACUUGUACUUUAAAGCAAGCUGCUUCAUCGCAUCAGGGCCUUUCAAAUCAUUAUCCUCGAAAAAAAAUAUAUUAUUUAUUUUUCC
Molecule: messenger RNA, 1691 nt
Organism: Aphanomyces astaci
Lineage: Eukaryota; Oomycota; Saprolegniomycetes; Saprolegniales; Verrucalvaceae
Exons: 3
Coding region: 452-1594 (380 amino acids)
Biological process (GO): anaphase-promoting complex-dependent catabolic process; positive regulation of ubiquitin protein ligase activity; positive regulation of anaphase-promoting complex-dependent catabolic process
Cellular component (GO): anaphase-promoting complex
Molecular function (GO): anaphase-promoting complex binding; protein binding; ubiquitin ligase activator activity
Source: RefSeq, a predicted model, not a curated record